GCAUCAUUUGCAUGGACCACAAAAUCGAGCUGGAGCCCGGCGCGCAGCCUACUGUAUGCACGCAAUGGCACCUGACUCAGCCGGAGCUACAGGAGUUACGAAACCAGCUGGACUACCUGCUGGCAAAAGGGUUCAUUCGGCCGAGCACGUCACCGUUUGCAGCACCGAUCCUGUUCACGCCAAAAAAGGACGGCGGACUUCGCAUGUGUACGGAUUAUCGUGCCCUUAAUCGGGUAACGAUAAAAUCGCGCUACCCAAUCCCACGAAUGGACGAACUGAUCGACAACCUUCGCGGAGCUCGCUAAUCGUGUAAUAAUUUACCUGGACGAUA
This is a messenger RNA of Closterium sp. NIES-67, 331 nucleotides long. NCBI's taxonomy places the organism in Eukaryota, Viridiplantae, Streptophyta, Zygnematophyceae, Desmidiales, Closteriaceae. The record is from the annotation of a GenBank genome assembly.